Molecule: messenger RNA, 334 nt
Organism: Staurois parvus
Lineage: Eukaryota; Metazoa; Chordata; Amphibia; Anura; Ranidae
Source: the annotation of a GenBank genome assembly
UGUGUAGCCCCAGCAGUGCCACCUGUCAGUGUCCGUCAGUGCUCAUCCAUGCCACCAGCAAGUGCCCAUCAGAGCCACAUGAGUGCCACAUUUCAAUGCCUACCAGUGCACAUCAAUGCCACAUAUCAGUGUCCAUCUAAGCUGCCUUUCAGUGUCACCCAUCAGUGCCAGUCAGUGCCACCUAUCAAUUCCAGUCAGUGCCACCUAUCAAUUCCAGUGCCCAUCAGUGUCACCUAUCAGUGUCCAUCAGUGCAGCCUAUCAGUGCCCAUCACUGCAGCCUCAUUAGCACACAUCAGUGAAGGAAAAAAAUCACUUAUUUACAACAUUUUAUAA